Molecule: messenger RNA, 1527 nt
Organism: Triticum turgidum subsp. durum (durum wheat)
Lineage: Eukaryota; Viridiplantae; Streptophyta; Magnoliopsida; Poales; Poaceae
Source: the annotation of a GenBank genome assembly
AUGGCUUCAAGAAAGGAUAUUCCCGUCCUUAUUGCUUGCCAAGGUCCCAGUGGCCGCGUCACACGAGCUCAAGUUGCUAAUAGUAGUAGAAGAUGUGGAGUGGCUCACCCCGCACUGGUACCCGUGAGAACUGAACAAAAACCGACAGCGAAAGGGAAGACAAAACGGGGAGCUUUGGAUGAGAAUACUUGUGUAAGUGCUGUAGCUUCAGCUCCACACCCUAAAAGGAGAGCAGUGCUCAAGGACGUGACAAACAUAAGCUGUGCAAACUCAUACAGAAAUUGCACUGCUGUGACUAAGCUACAGUUGAGGCCCACCCAAAAGGUAGGACGAAAUCCAAGCAAAAACAAGCAGCGCUCAAAGAAGGUCCCUAAGCCACCUCUUCCUGCUGUUAGUGGAACUUCAUUUGUGAAUGAUUGUCACAACGUUGAAGAAGCUCAGAAGGAAGAGCUUUCACCACCAAAGGAGGAGCCCACUGCUUUGCUUGAAAACAAAGGGUCGUUGUUGCAGAAUACUGAAUGGAACAGGGAGAGUGGUUUUCAUGAGGCAUUCUUUCACGGAAGGACCACAGGAGAUAAAUUUGAAACUGCUAACUCAAACACUGGGGACUAUGCUGGUUUAAACAUUAUAGAUAUUGACAAAGAUAAUGGCAAUCCGCAAAUGUGUAUUUCCUAUGCUGCAGAGAUAUACACAAACCUAAUGGCUGCAGAGCUUAUAAGAAGGCCUAAAUCAAAUUACAUGGAGACUUUGCAAAGGGAUAUUACAAAAGGCAUGCGAGGAAUCCUCAUUGAUUGGCUUGUUGAGGUUGCUGAAGAGUAUAAACUUGUGCCAGACACGCUGUACCUAACUGUAUACCUUAUCGAUCAAUUUCUUUCUUGGAAAUAUAUUGAAAGACAGAAAUUGCAACUUCUUGGAAUAACUAGCAUGUUGAUUGCCUCAAAAUAUGAAGAGAUCUGUGCACCACGUGUUGAAGAAUUUUGUUUCAUAACUGAUAAUACAUAUACAAAAGACCAGGUGCUGAAAAUGGAGUGCCAAGUGCUUAAUGGUCUGGGAUAUAAUCUUUCUGUUCCCACAAUCAAAACAUUUCUCAGGAGAUUUCUUAGAGCAGCGCAGGCUUCUCACAAAGCUCCUUCUGUAACUCUGGGUUAUCUGGCCAAUUAUCUUGCGGAGUUGACUUUGACCAAUUACAAUUUCCUGAGGUUUCUCCCUUCAGUGGUGGCAGCCUCGGUAGUCUUUCUUGCCAGAUGGACACUUGACCAAUCAGAUCUCCCAUGGAACUGUACUCUGGAGCAUUACACCUCAUACAAAAGUUCUGAUAUUCAAAUAUGUGUAUGCGCUCUAUGGGAACUUCAGGGCAACACCAACCGAUGCCCCCUUAAUGCCAUACGUGAAAAGUAUCAGCACAAAAAGUUUUAUUUCUCGUUGCAGUUUGAAUGUGUAGCCAACAUGUUGUCGCCGGAGCUGGCUCAGUCGCUCUUUAGUAGACAAGCUAACGACACCAAUCCCCUGCUGAUCAAUGACUCUUAG